AUUCUAUGUAACAUCCUUUCUCGUCAGUGUAAACGGAAGUGAAGUGAACAGAACCGAAGAACAUUUCCACUUAUCGUUUUUAUUGUUGUUAUUUAGACGCGUAUUUACCGGCACAGCAUCACAUACGUACCCCCAUGCAGUCUUUAAUUCGUGUUGGAGACAGGACUUGGUUCAUAGAUGUUAACUAGGUAACACGAGCGAGCUGCUAACAAUGGCUAACUGUAUGGUUUUUCACACUCAAAUAGCCUCCAUCAUGGAGGUGCUAGCAAAUGCAGCUGUGGCAGACAUCUGUAAACUCGUAGACGACGACUAUGCAGUGUUUCGUUUGGAAAUAACUCAAAGCCAGAAAGAAAACAGGGCAUUGCGGAGGAAACUACAGCUACUGGAACUGAAGGUGUCACGGGAGCGCGCAGAGAGGACAAUGCGAGAGCGCGUCCUCGCCAGUCGUCCCAGUAGUGUCAAGAUCCUCGACCGAUACAGAGGAAUGGCAAGAGGUACGUUUCGCAGAAGGCCGAUGCUGCGCGGCCUUAGGCGUUCAUAUGUACAGUAGCUCCACUGGUGGAAAAAGUACCCAGUUGUCAUACUUGAGCAAAAGUAAAGAUACCUUAUUAGAAAAUGACUCAAGUUAAAAGUCAACCAGUAACUUAUAAACCCAGGGUCGUCACACUUCUCCCUCCUUUCGAGAGCGCGUCCUCGCGCUAGCUUGCGACUCUACGUCUUACAGGAACGCGCUCACCGGCCAAGCACACGCACUGUCGUGGAUGCAAGGUCCGAUCCCACUUCUGACACUAGUGUAAUGAAACAGCAGGGAGCAGGUCUCGACCCCGGGGUCCGGGGCGCUAUCGACUGUGCCGCAAAAGCAUGCUCGUUCGGCUGAGUCGAUUUCCGCGCUUAUAAACCCAGGGUCGUUACAAUACUACUUGAGUAAAAUACUUAAAGUCUUUGGUUUUAAAUAUACUUAAGUAUCAAAAGUAAAUAUAAUUUCCAAAAUAUACUAAAGUAUAAAAAAGUAAAAGUAUAAAUAAUUUUAAAUUCCUUAUAUUAAGCAAACCAGACUGCACGUUUUCUUGUUAUUUUAAUGUAGAGAUAGCCCUGUGGCACACUCCAACAUAAUUUACAAACGAAGCAUGUGUGUUUAAUGAGUCCACCAGAUCAGAGGCAGUAAGAUGAACAGAUAAGUUCUCUUGAUAAGUGCUUGAAUUGGACCAUUUUCCUGUCCUGCUAAGCACUGAAAAUGUAAGGAGUACUUUUGGGUGUCAGGGAAAAUGUAUAGAGUAAAAAGUACAUCAUCUUCUUUAGGAAUGUAGUGAAGUAAAAGUACAAGUUGUCAAAAAUACAAAUAGUAAAGUAAAGAUACUGCCGCAGGUUUCCCUCUGCCCAUGUGUUCAGAUGUAGAUUGUAACACCAGAUGUGAUUUAAGCAACAACAAAAAUGAUGGUAUGCAGGCAUUAUACUGGGAGUUACAUGUUUGCCUAUACAAAGCAUAGCCAGAGAUUUUCCAGCUAACCUGGUAUUGGCAAUACUAUCUUCAUUCUCAAUUGGUGGAAACAGGAGUCUCCUAAAAUGUUUGUGUCCAAUGGCAGAGGCUCCGUUUGAAUGUAGAAAAUGCUCCAUUAUUAAAAAUAAAUCAAUGUUUUGCUCCAUUUUGUAAUCCAACAAUGUGUGCGCCACCAUCUUGUCUAUUUCAAUUCUUCUCUCAUUGAUGAGACAGGUGUCUGUCAUGCAGCACUUUGGGGUGGACCCCCACCUGUCUCGAUCAAGGAGAGAAGAUUUGAAAUACACAAGUUGUUGGAGUACACAUUCUUGGAUUAGUUAAUGGAGUACUUCAUGGAUUCUUUAUUUGACACAUUUUCUAAAUUCAAACGGACCCCCUGCCACUGGACACUGACAUUUUAUGACACUAUUUCCACAAAUCGAGAACGAAGAUGGUAUUGCCAAUACCAGCUUUGUUAAAACAUCUCUGCAGACGUUUUGUAUAGCCAGACCUGUAACUCCCAGUACAAUGGAUACCAAAAUGUUUGGGUUAAAUCACAUUAUCUGUAACUAAUAAUUCCCCUGAUUACUUAGCCAUCUUGGGCAAAGACACCAUAUUCUAUCCUGAUUCUUGAUUUACUGCAUUUCCGAUUAUAUACUCAAUUAAAACAAUGUGAUACAUGGAACAUAAUCGGCAUGGACGAUUAAUUAGGGCCGAUUUCAAGUUUUCAUAACAAUCGGUAAUCAGCCUCUUUGGAUGCCGAUUAUGGCUGAUUACAUUGCAAUCCACGAGGAAACUGUGUGGCAGGCUGACCGGUUACGGGAGUGCAGCGUCAAAAGGACCUUGUGGCUGCAUGGAGCCAAGGUGAAGGACAUCUCACUGGAGGCCACAGGAGCUUUGUGAAGCCAGCGGGACACAAUACAUGGAGAGAUGACCAACCAAUCACUGUUGAUGAGGGCAAUGGAACCUCAACCCAGCACAUUAUCGUGAUGGAGUCUGCAGAUACAGAGGCUGCAGGUCCUGGGGUGAAGCAGGAGAGGUCUGAAAGAAAGGAGGACCUACAGCAUAGCAUAAACAUCCAGACUGGAACGGCUGGAGCACCCCCUAUAGCAACGGAGGACUCCACCACCGCCCCAACGCAGCCCAGAGCCGGCUCAGAGUAUUUACCGGUAUUUCACCAGAUCCAGAGGACGGUUCAUUCCCGUGGAGAGGGUGACGCACUAGUCACUGGCAUUGAUGAUCCAUCAUGUUCUUACAGUACAGAGAUGGACCCUGGCAACAUGCCCUUGGGUUUAGAGACACAGACUGAUCUGUCUAAAGGGGAAUGGAACCGGUACAGCAGUAGUAUAUACUCUGAAGGGUGCCUAGAUAAGAAAGGGGAAUGUCUGGUUGUAGAUGAGGUAAUUGUGAAAGUGGAGGGCGACGCUUCUCUCACAUGGAAUCCAGAUCGUCACCUAGGUGACGGACACUCACAGGGCAGAGAUUUCUUAGAUUACAGGGAAAGCUUAGAGACAAAUCCAAAUGUUGCGACCCACUCCCCUGUACACAUUCUCAGGGAUUGCGACCCAGUGUCCACGUCGAUGGGGCAUUCUGAUUCACACACCCACAUCCUUUUCAAUCAGGUAUUGAACGCAAACGACAUGGCUAGAGCCCAGGCUCGGGGAGGGGGAGCCACAUCAGGCAAUAGUAAAGAGAAACGGUUUCUCUGCAUGUUCUGCAACAAAGGCUUCAGCUGCCCCCAGAAGGUGGAGAUCCACCAGAGGGUCCACACAGGGGAGAAACCUUUCAGCUGUACCCAAUGUCACAUGCGCUUCGCUGAGGCUGGCAGCCUGAAGAGGCACCAGAGGGUCCACACAGGGGAGAAACCCUACAGCUGCCCCCAGUGUGAGAAGAGGUUCUCCCACCAGCACCAUCUGAAGAGGCACUUGAAGGUCCACACGGAAUAGAGGCCGUUCGCCUGUAAGCACUGUCGGAGGAGGUUCUCAGAGGAGCUUCCUCAGGAUUUCACUCUAUAACAUAGAAAGUAACCAUUCCAUUCAAUGGCUUCUGAAGUUCAAACCCUGCCCUAAAGAUAGACUCAGCGAGAUGACGUAGAUCAAUUUCCACAACAUCAAAGAGCAUUUUGGGAUAAAUGCACCUAAAAAGUCUUAACAUAAUUUAGCCUACACUCUUGUUCACAAAUUUCAUUACUUCCAUUCAACAACUUUUAUUAUUUAUUUUCUGACCACUUUUUCUCCCCAAUUUCCUGGUCUUGUCCCAUUGCUGCAACUCCUAUACGGACAAGGUCGAGUCACGUUCUCCGAAACACAACCCAGCCGAGCCGCUUCUUGACACAAUGCCGCUUAACCCAGAAGCCAGCCACACCAAUGUGUCGGAGAAAACACUGUACACCUGGCGACCAUGUCAGCGUGCAUUGGGCCCGGCCCGCCACAGGAGUUGCUAGAGCGCGAUGGGUCAAGAACAUCCCUGCCGGCCAAACCCUCCCCUAACCCGGGUGAUGCUGAGCCAAUUGUGUGCCACCCCAUGGAUCUCCCGGUUGUGGCCGGCUGCGACAGAGCCUGGACUCGAACCAGGAUCUCUUGUGGCACAGCUAGCACUGUGAUGCAGUGCCUUGGACCACUGAGCCACUCGGGAGGCCAUCAAUAAACACUUUUAAUGAGAACAUUUAUGCAGAUCAUUAAGUUACUGCAGAUUUGUAGUUGAGAUGUGUAUGUGUGGUUUUCAUAUGGUGUAUUUAAAACGUGUUUGUUUAAUAAACAGAAAAUAGGACUUUCA
This is a messenger RNA of Oncorhynchus nerka (sockeye salmon), 4249 nucleotides long. Its product is annotated as Krueppel-like factor 9. Gene Ontology annotation, biological process: regulation of transcription by RNA polymerase II. The transcript is spliced from 3 exons. Bases 2464 to 3420 code for a protein of 318 amino acids. The record is from RefSeq and is a predicted model, not a curated record. NCBI's taxonomy places the organism in Eukaryota, Metazoa, Chordata, Actinopteri, Salmoniformes, Salmonidae. Gene Ontology annotation, molecular function: DNA-binding transcription factor activity, RNA polymerase II-specific; RNA polymerase II cis-regulatory region sequence-specific DNA binding.